Ornithodoros turicata is the source of this 2970-nucleotide messenger RNA. RefSeq lists its product as uncharacterized. Bases 35 to 1792 code for a protein of 585 amino acids. The record is from RefSeq and is a predicted model, not a curated record. NCBI's taxonomy places the organism in Eukaryota, Metazoa, Arthropoda, Arachnida, Ixodida, Argasidae. The transcript has 11 exons.
AAAAAUACAGACAUCCGACAUUCCAGUUGUCUAUAUGCCCCGAUCCUCAACACCUGUCCCAGGGGAUGAGUCACUCAUGUGGGAUGAUGAUGACCUUACAACAGAAAUACAGGACCCUCAUGACACCACAUACGAACCGAACCAAACAGAUCCUAAUACGACCACAGAUACCUCAGUGUUUGAUAACUCAUUACGUGAACAUCAUGAGGUGGACGAAGUGAUGGCUGCAGGCAGCAGUGCUACGGAUACAUUGCCAAACCACGAUGCAGGUGCCAGUGAGCAUUCUACCAGAAAUGAGAGGUUCAAGUGUACACAAGGUGGCUCCAGUGGGUUGCGCGAGAACAUGUACAUGGUUUCAGAGUCAUGCCUCCUUCAGCUGCUAAGAAUUUGUCCUGAAUGCUUGUCACCAAAGACAGUGACAGAUUUCAACUGUAAAGGAUCAUGUCUGCGUGCAUCCAUCACAUGCAAGAAUGGUCACACCAGGAUCUGGUACAGCCAGCCCUCAUACGGUGAAAAGCCAAUUGGAAAUAUCCUGAUGAGUGCAGCAAUACUGUUUUCCGGGUGCAGUCCCACAAAAGUACUCAGGAUGUUUCAGUUUCUCGGGCUUGCAAGCAUCAAAAAGACACAGUAUUUUAAACUGCAGCAGUGCUACCUCUUCCCUGCAGUUCAUCAGGCAUGGAAAUCCGAGCAAGCAUCUCUUCUGAGCACCAUCAAGGAGAAGGCUUUGUCCGUCGCGGGGGAUGCUCGAUGCGAUUCUCCAGGUCAUUGUGCACUAAUGGGAACGUACACACUUCUGGAGACAACACUGAAUAAAAUACUUCAUUUUGAGCAGAUAAUGUCGCCUGAAGUUGGGUCCAGCAACCAAAUGGAGAGAACAGGCCUCGAACGAGCACUAGAGUACCUUGAGCAACAAGACAUGACAAUCGAUAUGCUGAUAACGGACAGACACACAGGCGUAAAGGCGUACAUGAAGACAAAGACCAUAAAACAUCGAUUUGAUGUGUGGCACGUUGCUAAAGGCAUCAAGAAGAAGAUAAGUACUGCAGCACAAACUAAGGCACACCACGUACUAGGCCUGUGGUGCGAAAGUAUCAUACGGCACUUGUACUGGUGUGCCAAAACAAGUUCAGACAAUGGGGACGAGCUUCUAGCAAAAUGGACAUCUAUCAUGCGACACAUCAUUGAUAUCCACACACACCCGGAUCCACUGCACCCGACGUGCUUUCAUGGUGACCUAGGGGAAAGGCUGUGGCUGCAAGAAGGCACAGAAACCUACAUGAAGCUCCAAAGCAUACUGUUGUCCAAGCAUCUGUUGGCAGACAUUCCAAGGCUAUCCCCAAGAGAACAGACUUAUGGACUGGAAGCUUAUCACAGUCUACUCAUACACUUUGCCCCAAAGUGUAACAGCUACACCUACGAAGGAAUGCAAGCAAGAACCGAGAUUGCUGCCUUGCAUUAUAACCACAACAGCGCAAGGACCAUAGUAAAGAAUGAUGAUGGAUCUGACAAAUACAUCUUCAAGGGAUCGAAACCGAAGAAACAGUGGGUGAUCAUCCCACAAAAAGAGAGCGUGUCAUAUGGCUACAUAGACAAGAUCUUCACAGAGCUUGUCAAAUGCCUCGACAAAUGGCCUACUUUCGAGGAUGCCGAGCGAGGAAACCAGCGAGUGACACGGCCAACACUAAGCAGCUCAUAUGGAGAGAAGCCAAACAUGACCGAAGCAAGACGACGCCAUUGGAGUCGGUUCCAAGUAUCAGCAGUGGCACAUGAAGAGAACGAAUGUCAGACCUAGAUGGAUUGCUACAUAUCUGUGUGCUCCAUAAGGUUUUUGCAUGGGUUUAUAUGGGUCUGGAUGAUCUAAGCAAUCACAGAGGACAUCACAUAAUUACUUGCAAACAAAGCUCCUGCAUAACAGUGAUCAGGCUGCAGGUUAUUACAGCAGGGGGUGCACGUAAUGAAUGCUUGAUGUGCUGUAAACAAUGUUGGGGGUAACCUGUUACUGUAUAACUAAGCUACAUUUUUGGGAACGUUAACUCAUUUCUUCCACCCAACGUAAGAAAGCACAUCAUGGUACAGCAUCUUUCAUCAUAUCGAAUACUGGUGUUAAUGUGAUGCGACAAAAGUAGUGAAAAAUGUCUUGGACCACCCAUUGCAACUUCAAUAUCUGUGUUAUAGAAAUGUCAGUAAGUUUCAGUACUAAAAGGUGUCCAUGAGGUAGAAAGUAACUUGGUAAUAACUUGUUACUUUUCCAAGGUAACUCAGCCACUUAGUUCAUUUGCCUUACGUGUAACUCGGUUAGUAACUUUUUUUGUGCAGUAACUGGACUUGUAACAAGUUCCUUUUCUCAAGUAACUUCCACAUAUCCGUUUGUGGUUAUUUGAUUUGUAGCGAAAGGACAUUCAGUUCAUAUGGUGAUCUACAAUGAUGAGAGCACAACAAAAGUGUUGGGGUUUAACCCGAUUCCUCCCCGAAUUGAAGGCUGCCUGUUUAGGGUGAAACCAGGUGUUUACCCAGUAAAUUGCUCUUGCUAAGACAUCUGUAGGAAUGCACACUAGCUUGUUUCGCAGCAAAUACAGUUACGUUACAGUACGUACCAGUACAGUUAGUUUGAGCAACUCAGCCGGUUAGUUGUGCCCGAAUUUAACAUACCGGAAAUUUUUCCACGCAAAUUUGCAUGAAUUUGGAGUGCAUGUUUAUUUACCAGAUUUUCACCCCUAAUUUAGACAAAAAUAUUUCCCGAAAACUUCAGAUUCUAACAAUGAUCAAUGGAUGUAAAACAAGCCAUGCACUUGGACACAGCAGGGGAUGAGUUGGGUGUUCAUACUGCAGCAGUGUAACGUCCAUCUAACCAUAUCUAAACUGAGUAACCAUUGAAGUGCUCCCAGGUAUGAAUGUUACUGCUUUAGUCAUGUGUAAAUAUUUAAUACCAAAGGAAUGUGGUGGAAGGUAAAGGAAUGUGGUACAUCAUGA